Lolium rigidum is the source of this 1264-nucleotide messenger RNA. RefSeq names its product heme oxygenase 1, chloroplastic-like. Bases 264 to 1124 code for a protein of 286 amino acids. Gene Ontology annotation, biological process: heme oxidation; phytochromobilin biosynthetic process. Lineage: Eukaryota; Viridiplantae; Streptophyta; Magnoliopsida; Poales; Poaceae. The record is from RefSeq and is a predicted model, not a curated record. Gene Ontology annotation, molecular function: heme oxygenase (decyclizing) activity. The transcript is spliced from 4 exons.
UCUUCCCCGAGCCAGAGCCCAGAGCAAGAGAGAGCCUCACCCUCACGCCAUUGCCGGCCGUUCCAAUCCGCUCCCCAGCCCACCCGCGCGCGAUUAAUAAUCCGAGCUCCACUAUUCUAUUCCCACCUCCUCGCUCUCGUCGCGCCAACGCCGCACUCCAAAGCAACCCCCUUUCCCCACCCCGCCCCUGUCGCCACCGUCGGCUCGCCCUCCCCGGCAAGAAACCCCAGCUCCUAUAAGACAAGCCUCCCCAAUCCACCCCCAUGGCGCCCGCAUCAUCAGCAUCAGCAUCCCUGACCACCAUCACCACCCCGCGCGCCCCCGCCUCCGCCACCGCCGCCGCCGCCGGAAGGACCAAAAGCGGCGCCCUUUCCAUCUCCACCGGCCCGCGCCGCGCGCCGGGGAUCUGCGCGGCCAGCCCGCAGCCGAGGCGGAGGAUGGUGGCGGCGGCGGCGGCGACCGAGAUGGCGCCCGCCGCGAGGGGCGAGGGGGGCGGGAAGCCCUUCGUGGAGGAGAUGCGGGCCGUGGCCAUGCGCCUCCACACCAAGGACCAGGCCAGGGAGGGCCAGAAGGAGCCCCAGGCGCCCCCCGUCAACCGCUGGGAGCCCACUGCCGAGGGCUACCUGCGCUUCCUCGUCGACAGCAGGCUCGUCUUCCAGACGCUCGAGGACAUCGUCGACCGCGCCGCCGUGCCCUGGUAUGCAGAGUUUCGGAAUACUGGAUUGGAGAGAUCAGAGGCACUAAAGAAAGAUCUGGAAUGGUUCAGUGAACAGGGUCACACAAUUCCAGAACCAUCUGCUCCUGGCACUACAUAUGCUUCCUAUCUGGAAGAGUUGUCUGAGAAGGACCCACAAGCAUUUAUCUGUCACUUCUAUAAUGUGUACUUCGCUCAUACUGCUGGAGGCCGAAUGAUUGGCAAAAAGGUUGCUGAGAAGAUUCUGAACAAGAAAGAGCUGGAAUUCUACCAGUGGGAAGGUACCCUGUCCCAGCUGCUGCAGAAUGUCCGCAGCAAACUUAACCAAGUUGCUUCUAACUGGUCCCGGGAAGAGAAGAAUCACUGCCUGGAGGAGACUGAGAAAUCAUUUGCCUAUUCAGGAGAUCUCCUACGCCAGAUAUUCACCUGAGUGAAAAGUGAUGUCCAUUUCGUUUCAUGAUAAACAUUGUAAAUAUUAAGCCAUGUAUGUGCACCGGGGAGGAACAUGCUCCGCUGGGCCUGAACUGUCUUGCAAUCAAAUUGUCAUAUACUGAAUAAUCCUUCAUUGCA